AUGAUGGGUGGUAGAGGAUCUACAGUUUUCAUUUGUGUACUUCUAUCAAUCUUAAGCUCGGCAUGUUUAUCUAGUGGAUUUACUCCUGUAGACAAUUAUCUUAUAGAUUGUGGAUCACUCACCAAUACUACAGUUGGUGACCGUGUUUUUGUUGCUGAUAACUCUGCCUCCAACUUUCUUUCAACCCCAAAAAACACUUUUGCAAAGGCUUCAAUAUCUGUUACUUCCGGGGAUUAUUCACCGCUCUAUCAAACAGCAAGAAUCUUUGAUGGGACCUCAAAGUACACCUUUGGGAUUAGUCAACCUGGGAGACAUUGGAUUCGCCUCUAUUUCUAUCCAUUUGUUAGUGGUAGUUACAACAUGAGCAGAGCGAGUUUUGAUGUUACCACCCCAAACCAUGCCUUUCUCAUCAAUUUCAAUGUGAAGACUUCUGUCGUUAAAGAAUUUUCGGUUAAUGUAACCUCAAAGAACCUUGUUAUCACUUUCACUCCUUCUGGGAAUUCAUUUGCUUUCUUAAAUGCCUUGGAAGUCGUUUCAGUUCCUGAUGGGCUCAUUACAGAUGAUGCCGAUACUUUUAAUCCAGCAGGGGGAUUCAAAGGCCUGCCGUUCCAGGCACUGGAAACAGUUUAUAGGGUGAACAUGGGUGGGCCAACAGUUUCCUUUGAGAAUGAUACCCUUGGGAGAACUUGGGUUCCUGACAAAAAUUUUCUCAUCGGAAAUAAUCUUGCUAUCAGCAUAUCCAAUUUUGCAGCUGUCAAGUAUGUAGGUGGUGGGGCAACACAGGAAUCUGCUCCGAAUGCUGUAUACGGUACUGCCACUAGAAUGAACUCAGAGAAUGAUCCCAACAGCAACUUCAACGUGACCUGGGAGUUCAAUGUGAAUCCAGGGUUUCAGUAUCUUCUUAGGUUUCAUUUCUGUGAUAUAGUAAGUAGAAAUCCUAACGAUCUCUACUUCAAUGUUUACAUCGACUCCUGGCUUGUUGCUGAAAAUUUAGAUCCAAGCAGUGUUGCAGAUGCUUUGGCUGUUGCAUUUUAUAGGGAUUUUGUUACAGCAGCAAGGGUUAGCAAUAAGCUUCGUGUGAGUAUUGGCCCAACUAACACUAUUGAUAAUGUCUACCCCAACGCAAUUCUAAAUGGGUUGGAGAUCAUGAAAAUGAACAACUCCUUGGGCAGCCUCGGUGGGCCAGCUCCUGCUGUUUCUGAUUCAAGUUCAAAGAGGAAUGUUGGUUUGACAGUGGGCUUGAGCAUUGGAGCAGUUAUCCUAGUGGUGUUGGCUGGAAUUUUCUUUAUGUUCUGUAGAAAGAGAAGAAGGCUGGCACGCCAAGGCCAUUCUAAGAUGUGGAUUCCUUUAUCCAUCAGUGGAGGAAAUUCUCACACCAUGGGUAGUAAAUACUCGAAUGGAACAGCCACUAGUCUUGAUUCUAAUUUGGGGUAUCGCAUUCCUUUUGUGGCAGUUCAUGAGGCAACAAACAAUUUUGACGAGAGUUGGGUUAUUGGCAUUGGUGGUUUCGGGAAGGUAUACAAGGGAACUUUAAAUGAUGGUACAAAAGUGGCUGUUAAAAGGGGAAAUCCACGCUCCCAACAGGGACUUGCUGAGUUCCAGACUGAAAUUGAGAUGCUCUCUCAGUUCCGGCAUCGCCAUCUGGUUUCAUUGAUUGGUUACUGUGACGAAAAGAACGAGAUGAUCUUGAUUUAUGAAUACAUGGAGAAUGGGACUCUCAAGAGUCAUCUGUAUGGCUCAGGUUCUCCCAGCUUGAGUUGGAAGGACAGGCUUGAGAUAUGCAUUGGAGCAGCUAGAGGACUUCAUUACCUUCACACUGGCUAUGCAAAAGCAGUUAUUCAUCGUGAUGUAAAGUCUGCCAACAUCUUGCUUGAUGAGAAUUUCAUGGCCAAAGUAGCUGAUUUUGGGCUUUCAAAGACGGGACCUGAAAUUGAUCAGACCCAUGUGAGCACAGCAGUGAAAGGUAGCUUUGGAUACCUUGAUCCUGAGUAUUUUAGAAGGCAACAACUGACGGAGAAAUCGGAUGUUUAUUCAUUCGGGGUUGUGCUGUUCGAAGUCCUUUGUGCCAGACCUGUUAUAGAUCCAUCCCUUCCAAGAGAAAUGGUUAACUUAGCUGAAUGGGCAAUGAAAUGGCAUAAGAGAGGGCAGUUGGAACAAAUUAUAGACUCUACUCUUGUGGGAAAAAUAAGACCAGAUUCACUUAGGAAGUUUGGAGAAACUGCUGAGAAAUGCUUAGCCGACUUUGGGGUGGACAGGCCUUCUAUGGGAGAUGUCUUGUGGAAUCUGGAGUAUGCCCUUCAACUGCAAGAGGCAGUUGUUCCAGGCGAUCCUGAAGAUAAUAGUACUAAUAUGAUUGGCGAGCUCUCUCCACAAAUUAACAAUUUCAGCGAUGUUGAUAACAGUGUUUCUGCUGCACAAUUUGAAGCCUCGAGUGUGGAUGACCUCUCAGGUGUUUCGAUGAGUAGGGUAUUCUCACAGCUGGUGAAGUCUGAAGGCAGAUGA
This is a messenger RNA of Dovyalis caffra, 2502 nucleotides long. The record is from the annotation of a GenBank genome assembly. NCBI's taxonomy places the organism in Eukaryota, Viridiplantae, Streptophyta, Magnoliopsida, Malpighiales, Salicaceae.